AUGGGAUCAACUGUGUACUUUGAGCCUAUUCCGUGGGGGAUGUGGAGCGAGGACCCCGCAGGAUUUGCGGCUGCGCUCGGGGCCUCCUUCCGCGAGACCGGCUUCGCCGUGGUGGCAUCCCACCCUGUGGCCAGCGAGGUCAUUGAUGGGGCGUACGCGGCGUCCAAGGCGUUCUUUGCGCUCGACAAGGAGGCCAAGGGCCGAUACCACGACCCGGACGGGGCUGGGCAGCGGGGAUACACUCCGUUCGGCAAGGAGCACGCCAAGGACAAGUCGGCCCGCCUGCCUGAUGCCAAGGAGUUCUUCCACGUCGGCCGCCGCCUGCCCGAGGAGGCCUGGACGGCAGUGAUGAAGCCGACGCCGAGCGUGCGUGAGAUCGAGACCUUUGACGACGACACAUACGCACUUUACCAUGCGCUGGACCAGUUUGGCCGCGAGCUCCUCCGCGCCAUCGCCCUUCAUCUCGAGGUGCCCGACGAUCUGUUUGAUGGCGCUGUUGCCGCAGGCAACUCGGUUCUCCGCCUGCUUCACUACCCGCCGCAGCCGAACGCGCCGCCGCCGGGCGCCAUUCGUGCUGCCGCGCACGAAGACAUCUCAGUCAUCACCCUCCUGCUCGGCGCCGAGGAGGCUGGGCUCGAGGUCAAGCAUCGCUCGGGCGAGUGGCUCUCGCUCAACCCGCCGCCUGGCUCGAUUGUUAUCAACUGCGGCGACUCGCUGCAGCGGCUGACAGGUGGUGCGCUGCCGUCGACCACCCAUCGGGUCGUCAACCCGACUCCGGAGCGGGCACUCUUCCCGCGCUACUCAUCGCCGUUCUUCCUCCACUUUGAGCCCGACUUUGUCAUCGAGCCCAUCCCUUCGGCCCUCCAUCCGGAGCCGCCCAUUACCGCCGAUGACUUUCUGAUGGAGCGACUGACUGCCAUUGGCCUUGUCAAGGCCGCAGCCAAGAGUGUCAGCGCAUGA
Thecamonas trahens ATCC 50062 is the source of this 960-nucleotide messenger RNA. Its product is annotated as 2OG-Fe(II) oxygenase family Oxidoreductase. NCBI's taxonomy places the organism in Eukaryota, Apusomonadida, Apusomonadidae. The record is from RefSeq and is a predicted model, not a curated record. Gene Ontology annotation, molecular function: dioxygenase activity. The coding region runs from base 1 to 960 and encodes 319 amino acids. The transcript has a single exon.